AUGCGCUUGACCUUCAAGGAUCUGAAACAGCAGAAGUUCGUGAUUGAGGCCGAACCCACAGAGCUCAUCUCUGAUGUGAAGGAGAAGAUCUCAAAGGAGAAGGGAUGGGAGGCUUCUCAGCAGAAGUUGAUUUACUCUGGCAAGAUCCUCCAAGAUGCCAAUACCGUUGAGUCCUACAAGAUCGAGGAGAAGGGCUUCAUUGUUUGCAUGGUAUCGAAGCCCAAAGCAGCUCCAGCUGCGGCUGCCUCUUCUUCGAAAACCCCUUCCACCCCCACCCCAGCUACAUCGGCCACUCCUGCCCCUCCAGCGGCUCCCUCACAAUCAAAUACAUCCGUAAAUGCCGUUCCCGCUACACCUUCACCUGCUGGUAGUGGUGCUGCGACAGCCGCUACUCCCGCUACCCCAGCUUUCAAUGAAAGCUCUGGUCUGGCUAUGGGCGCAGAGCGAGCUGCACAAAUCGCAGAGAUGGAGGCCAUGGGUUUCGAGAGAUCUCAAAUCGAACUUGCUAUGCGUGCUGCUUUCUACAACUCAGAGCGUGCGAUUGAAUACCUCUUGACCGGAAUUCCCGAAAACCUGCAGCAUGAAGGCAGAUCAGCUGCACCAGCCCAAGGCUCUCCAACGCCUGCCCCCGAAGGUGGUGAGGAGCCAGUUAAUCUGUUCGAGGCCGCAGCCCAGGCUGGUACAGGUGGACGUGGUGGUGCUGCUCGCGGCGGCGCCGGCGCCGGAGGAGCUGAUCUUUUUGGAGCUGGUGGUGCAGGAACGCCUGCUGGAGGUUUGGGAAACCUCGACUUCCUCCGAAAUAAUCCACAAUUCCAGCAACUCCGACAAGUUGUUCAACAGAACCCUCAAAUGCUCGAGCCCAUCCUACAACAAGUUGGCGCUGGGAAUCCACAGUUGGCUGCUCUUAUCGGACAACACCCUGAGCAGUUCCUACAACUUUUAAGUGAGGAUGGUGACAAUGAUGCGCCACUUCCACCAGGAGCUCAGGCCAUCAGCGUCACUGAGGAAGAACGUGAAGCUAUUGAAAGAUUAUGCCGCCUGGGUUUCCCUCGAGACCAAGCCAUCCAAGCCUACUUCGCCUGUGAUAAGAACGAAGAGCUGGCCGCCAACUUUCUCUUUGAGCAACCGGAGGACGAAGAAUAA
Amorphotheca resinae ATCC 22711 is the source of this 1143-nucleotide messenger RNA. RefSeq lists its product as hypothetical. Gene Ontology annotation, biological process: proteasome-mediated ubiquitin-dependent protein catabolic process; nucleotide-excision repair. The transcript is spliced from 7 exons. NCBI's taxonomy places the organism in Eukaryota, Fungi, Ascomycota, Leotiomycetes, Helotiales, Amorphothecaceae. Gene Ontology annotation, molecular function: ubiquitin binding; polyubiquitin modification-dependent protein binding; damaged DNA binding. The coding region runs from base 1 to 1143 and encodes 380 amino acids. Gene Ontology annotation, cellular component: cytosol; nucleoplasm. The record is from RefSeq and is a predicted model, not a curated record.